AGACCUAAAUUCAAAACAUCAACAAAAACAUAUGAACAUCAACAUGUCAGUGCAACAGUUUUGGCAGAAAUCCUUGCAAUAUUAUUUUUAUUAAUACUUUAAUUCCAUUACAAAUCCCAAAAUCCUAUAAUGUUGCAUAAUGAUCAUAGCAUUGCAGAUGCUGAUAGUUUUCCGUGAAUCCAUUUUGGCCCUUUUGAAUGGAUGGCUGCCUCCGUUUUUCACUCAACUGGUUAGGCAGUUGAGUGAAAACAGGCUGAUCCAUGUGAAAGAAGAAAUCGAAGACCAGGUUUAUGCAGACUACGAUGACGAAUGUGGAGUGGUAUUCUUCCCACCGGUGUACGCUCAACGGUAUGCAGCAGUCUGCGAUUGCCUUAUGGAUGAGCAGUGGUUUGGCAGGUUAGACAAGGUCUUAAAUAUAGGGAAGCACUAUGACAUACAUUUCUUGAGAUACCUAACUGAAGUGGCUGGAGUAACACAAAUACUUGGUUUAGAUAUUGCACACUCUCUGAACUGUACCUGUGACAUACGUGAUUUAUCAUUAAAUUAUUUAGACAGAUGGGAAAAACCAUUGCAAAUUACUCUACUUCAAGGAAAUGCGGCCGACCCAGACUAUCGGCUUAUUGGCUGUGAUGCAGUCAUUGCUGUUGAGAUGAUACAAAAACUGUUGCCCCAUGAUCUAGACAGGCUUGUUCAUAAUGUGUUUGGUUUUGUCAAGCCUUGGGUUGUCCUGUUUACUACGCCUAAUGCGGAUUUUAAUUGUCUUUUGAAAAAUUUGGACAAGAAUGGACUCAGGCAGUCAGAUCAUUACUUUGAAUGGACUAGAGAACAAUUGCAUGAUUGGUGCAGCAACAUUGUGUUGAGAUACCCAGAAUACAUGGUCAUGUCAAGAGGCAUUGGUCCUGGGCCUCCAGGCACCUCUCACCAUGGCUGCUUUAGUCAGCUUGUGCUCUUCAUAUCAAAACAUUACUAUAAGAAGAUGGAACUCGAUGUUAACAGCUUGGUGAUGGUUUCAAAUUUCCCAGAGCCGGAACAAGUAACCGAGAUUGACUGGUUGUCACUCAAGAAUGCGAAUAGUUCGCGUAGCAUGUUCCACAGACAACUCGAAGCUGAAUCUUCAGAGUUUAGCUGCAGCCAAUACCAAGAUGAUAUUGAGUCUUCAAGUUUCACAUCCUUGACAAUUCAGGCUAUAGACAACAGUGUUCAAUGCAACCUUGAAGUAGAAUUUGGCAAGAAAUUUGUUAUGUUCGACUACGAUCAAAUGUAUAAAAUAAAGAUGGCUCGUAAGAGAUACGAGGGAGAUGUUUAUGAAAUAGGAGACGUUGCAAGCAGGUUAAAUAACACCAUUCUUUACGUAAGGCACUUCUCGAAAAUAACACAGUAUUUAAUGGAAAAAAUCGAAUUUAACAAAAUGGAUUGGAUGGACGAUAUCCUACAGCUGACGGAUCGAUUGUCAUACAAAAUAAACCAUCGUUCUGGGGAUGAAUGUCAUGUGUGGAACAACGUAAAUUGGGGCGAAAAUGUUCCAUAUUGGAACCAGUAUUAUAAAGUUGCGGGAGUGUAUAAGUUUCCGUAUGAGGGGAGAUCCGAGGAAGAUGUGAUCCUCGAGGUGUUAUCUGAGCAGAUCAACAAAUUUUUUGAAAAGCACGGAGGUACAAAUCUAGAGAUACCUGUGGAGGCCUUGAUGGACUCUGUCAAACAUAUCACGGAUGACGUUGAAAAAAUUAUUAUGCUCAUGGAGGACAGCGGAUACGUGUUGGAAGGUAAAUCCGUGGUGUACACAGGCGUCGAUGUCGCGAUGGCCACCUGCGACGAGGAAUACGACUCCAGCCUUGAUUCGGGAUCUGUAUCCUAUGGGAGCUCUAGCGAUCUCAGUUGUAAUGGACGCUUGCUUAAUCGGACCCUGGGCCACAAAAUCAAGAUGCUCCGUCUGAUGCUACCCCAAGAAGAGGACAUUAAACAGGCUAUAGGCCAAGUCGUAUGUAGGCUGAAGAAGAUGGCGAUGAGCUCUGGCCUAUGCAUGCAGGGCCCGGCUCGAUCCAGAUGGCUUCAAUGGAAACUCCUUGAACUAUUGACGAUGACGGAGAAAUCGAUUUUGAGAAAGAAUCUGCGGAAAAACGAGAUCGUUUCGUCUAAAAGUUUGGGCUAUGACAUGGGGGAUCAAAUAAACAGACAAUUAUUGUCUAGAAUUAAAGCAGAAGAUGAUACGGUGAUAAGAUUUCUUGAAAAGUAUGAGACUAUAUUGGGAACGUCAGCAGGUAACAAUGAUGAAGUGAAUUAUGAACACGGUAGUAAUAAGUUGUCUCCUUCCAAGAUUACCAGCGCUUCGAGAAACAGUUGUGCAUACUUAUCAAAGUUGCAUGAUAAAGAAUAUUGCAAAUUUCCUGCGUCCGAGACUAAUGAGUUAAGUUUGUCAUCUAACGACGAAUUGCGACGUUACACAUUAGAUGUGCAACACAACGACACUCUACAAGACUGGGGAGAAAAAGAUAUGAGUCUGUAUCAAGAAGAAACAAACGAAAUAAAAAUCAGUAAACACGGUGAUAAAAUUUCGCCAAAACAAUCUAAGCAUAUGAAAUCACGCAAAGAUAAUAAAGGGAAGACCAAAACCAAAUCUAAGAAAAGGAAAACAACUGACAGUUCAAACAGCAGUAUUUGUAAAAAAAAAUCGAAACACAGUGCGACUCUAAUAGCAGCGAAACGAAGUCUGGUACAGACAUCUAGUAACAAAGAUCUGGACAGGAAAAAUGAUGGUGCCAGACAAAAACCAGGAAAAGUUAUGAACAAAUUGACAUACAAUCAUACAUUAGGUUGUAUUGAUACGAUGAGGAGGAAAAUGGGUCCUACAUUAGUUCUCUCGGUUCCGCCCAAACCUAUUCCAGGCAGCAUACUUGAAUUAUGUCACCCUAAUUUGCAUCAAAAAACAGUUGAUCCCUUACAAAAAAUCAUUAACUCCUGGGAUGACGCAAUCGAUUCACCAGUGGCUGUGGCGGCCACUGAGCAUAGUCAGAAGGUAGAAAUUUUGAGCCAAAGCGAAACGGUAACGGUGGCUUUGCAAAGAAUGAUUGGUACUGACCCAGAUGUGGAUGUAAUAUACGAGCAUGAACUAGAGCUGUCAGAUUUGAACAGUUUGUUGAAUACUACCACAACCUUUGCCCAUACCGAGAAUAAUCCGUCUGAAGUUGCGGUGCAUGAUUCACCUGGAAUAGGCGCAUUCACUCAAGAAUGUACCAGCGCACAGCAAGAAAUGAACCCUUUUCCUUACAUAUUGAAGACUCCGGUUGUGGAAAUUGUAACGCAAGACGGCCAGGAAUUGAUUGCUUUACAACGUACCAUUGGUACCGACCCAGAACUUGAUACCGAUGACUACGAGCAAGAAUUAGAAAAUUCCAAAUUAACUACUUCUCUUAAUAAUAUGGCAUCGUUCGAGAAGUUUCCCAUCGGGGUAGGGAACGUGACAUCAGAGGAAUUCUUUUUAUAUGAUUUAAACGAACCUACGACAUCGAAAGGGAUUCGUCAUGUAAGCAUGGACGUGCAAUGCGGCACAGAGCGUCAGACGACGACUGCAACGACUUCAUUCACGUGUCCUCUAAACAUGUUUGGGCCUGCAUUAGAAAUUGAAGGUUCAAAUCAUGACUUUCGGGCAGUUCUUAAAAAUGACUGCGUUACCUCGACGCACGACAUUUUAAAACCAUAUGAACCAAAGGCUUCUCCUUGGAUGAAAUCUGUUGGUAUCAAAAUAAAAGACUCAAAUCAUGAAAUUAAUGAUACGUCCAAAGAAACAGAUACUCUUUUUGAGUCUUUCACAAUCGUUGGUGACGAGUCUAUAAAUAUACCCAAAAACAGUGCUCUAAUUGAAACUCUGCACUCUAACCUACUAGUGGAACAUACUCUUGACUAUACCAAGAAAAAGAUACCUAAUAUGCGAACUAGAAAGAUCAAGAGCCCUAACCCACGAACCAGGCCGAAAUGGAAUGAAAUUAAAAAUAAAGAUUCUAAUCACGUAGGGUCUCGGGUUUUGUAUGUGCCAAAGACAGUGCGGUCCAAACUGUGCUGUGGGAGUGUCCACGUCCAUAGUUACAAACAUUUGAAAGAAUCUGAAGACGUAGUUUACCAAGGCAAGUGGCAACGACCCAGCCCAUAUCGCAAACCUAAAAUACCUAACCAAUCUUCUAUGGAUAAACUAAAGUUUACCCGUAAAACGAGCGUUUCGCCAAUAGUUGAAAAGCCAAUUGUUCAAAAAACCGUCGUUACACCUAUAAUAAUCCGAAAUACUAAAGCGAACAAGAUGAAAGAAGCUGUGACAAAGAUGCACAUACAAGCAAAAUUAGCUCCUACAAAGCAGCAAUUACCUAAAAGCAGGACCGUAAUUUUGCAGGCUACACCCAAAUCGAAAAUAAGUUAUUCAAAACCAAUAAAGGCAAAAUCAAAAAAGAUAAUUCAGCCUCCGCGGAAUACUAGAUUUGCAUCACAGCCUACUAUAAAGGAAAAUACCAUUCCAAUCACACAGAAGAAAAAAGUGUAUAUUCCACCCUAUUUGGAAAAAAUUAAAAAAAAGCAGCAAGUACAAAAAAAAUCCAGCAACAUAGAGGCUAAAUCAGAUAGUUUGUCAAAUCUGUUAAAUGUAAAUAACGAACAGAUAACGUCCGAAAAGAUAACGUCCGAACAGAUAACGUCCGAACAGAUAACGUCCGAACAGAUAACGUCCGAACAGAUAACGUCCGAACAUAUAACGUUCGAAAAGAUAACGUCCGAACAGAUAACGUCCGAACAGAUAACGUCCGAACAGAUAGCGUCCGAACAGAUAACGUCCGAACAGAUAACGUCCGGACAGAUAAAGUCGAUAUCAUCGGAAUCGAAAUUUGAAAAUCUGUUAUCGGCUUUCUUAAAAGUCUCAAUUAAACCUCCAAAGGAUGUAAGUUACGUUGUAUAUCGGAAUGAAAUGGAGAACUCUCAUUGCAGAACUGCAGUAGAAAAUAUGCCCGUUACGGCCACACCUAAUAGCACGGAAGAUAUUUUAAGGCGCAAACUCAGUAAUCUAAGCAACAACGACUCAGCCUACUCAUCUACCAACAGCGCCCCCAUCGCGUUAAACCCAGUAAUUACUAAUCUCCAUCCUUUUCAAUCAAGUAGGAAAACUACGGCGAUAAAGUCAACAAUAAAAUCUAGCAUAAAACGCGAAGAAAUAGAUAGCAAAUUGGUUUCCAGAAUUAGGAAAAUACCCAAUUUAAUGUUUUCGAAAAAAUCACACUCUGAUGUUGCAGAGCACAUGCCGAAAAUAUCUACCAUAUCACAAAACUGUUCAAAAAUGUCUCUAAAUGUUGAUUUAUUGUUAGACGAGGCAGGUAAUAAUGCUGCAUCUAGUGAAAAGUCAAAGUGCAGUGUCACAAAAACAUUUAUUGAAAGUCCUGAUAGCAAAAUUAAUUCAUGUCAGAAUGACAAACAAGUCUCGAAAACUACUUUAGUACUUGAUUGUAGUGAAUCAAAUACACGAGACUUGAAAACUGAAUCCGGUUUGGCAUGUAGUGUAGCAAAAAGUGAUACUCAAGAAUCUUCGAAUAAGAGCUCUCCCAGAAGUUUAGACAAUGAUGUUUUGUCGAAAGCGAUGGACAAUACUAGUGAAACCAUAACCGAUAGGUCUAAUGAUAUUUUAGGUGAAAUGAGGAAAUUGAUAGAGGAAUGUUUGAACUUUAAAGAUAAAUCGGAAGUGACCUCGGGAGCUUCUGAGGAUUUAGAUGUAAAAUCUUAUGAUUUUGACAAUGUUACUCCUAUUGGAUCUGAGACGUAUGAGACUAGCAGUAGUUUUCAUCGAACUCGUGACGUUGAGUCGUUAUUAAGCAUAACUCAGAGUUUUACAAAUUUCUCGUCUAAGUCGCAGUCGUCAGCUUACCAAAUUUCUGAGAGCGUUCCCGACGCAAGUUGGUACAAUGUCGCUCAUUCCAGGCCAGGAAGCCAAGUUCGAUCUGAAAACAACGAUACUAUUAGAAUAACUCAGAAACCAAAGGCGGGUCUCGCGUUCAGCUCUUUCUCAGUGGACGCUCCACCGAAUCUUUUAGGGUUCAGGCAACAGCCAGACUACGUUAACCUCGUCGAUUCCGAGACUGGAAGUUGUACGCAUGCGGCAAGAAGAGCUACCUCGGAAGAAGUGUUGGUGUCCGGCCGUUCGUCCGAGAGUUUUGUGUCUUGCGCGGUGGAGGAAGACCCUGCAAUUCCGAGCUGGUUGUAUAACAUCAGUCAGCAGGCGUCGGGCAGCUUCUCGCCGAGCCGGCCCGCCGUCCUACCCGAAGUCGUCCCCGAACUGGUGUUUGACCUGAACGGCAACGAGCUGACGGUUCACGGCGCGGGCGCGGGUGACGGCUGCGGGAUCCACAGCGACCAAUCGCAGGACAGCUCGGGUCAGGGGACUUCGUUCAGCUCUACUGCAAGCUCGACAGUACAUAGCGAUGUAAGAGACAAAUCCGUUUAUUGA
Cydia fagiglandana is the source of this 6466-nucleotide messenger RNA. RefSeq lists its product as uncharacterized. Gene Ontology annotation, cellular component: nucleus; cytoplasm. The coding region runs from base 140 to 6466 and encodes 2108 amino acids. The record is from RefSeq and is a predicted model, not a curated record. The transcript has 23 exons. Gene Ontology annotation, biological process: siRNA processing; RNA methylation; piRNA processing. Lineage: Eukaryota; Metazoa; Arthropoda; Insecta; Lepidoptera; Tortricidae. Gene Ontology annotation, molecular function: O-methyltransferase activity; RNA methyltransferase activity.